GAGGAUUAAAACCAUUCCCCCUAUGUUUGUCUAGAGAAAAUCCGAAGAUAUAUUCUUUCUUGUCCAGUAAAAGCCAUGCCUCCUUCACGUCCCCUUACCCCACCACCGGAAGAUCCACGCCCAACAGAGUCGACAGACAUUGCUAAUCUUACUGAAGAGGACUGCAGACAAGCUUUGGUUGAUUUCGCCUCCAAGACCUGUUGUUAUAGUUCAAAACCAGCCAGAGAUAUGACCAUCACUCAUCACAGUGGCCAUACUGCCUUUUGUUAUAGCUUAGAAACUUUUACUGAAGAUAGAACAACGAAAACAAAGCGCGUACCCUAUAAAGGUGGUCCUGUAAAUGAUUCUUCGACCCAAUCUAAUGAUAUAAACUGUGGAGAAAACAGCAUGUUUGAAAACCAUACCAUGACAAUAGAAGUUCCUCAAUCAGCAAAAAUACAGUCAUGUCAGGAUUGCUUAUCAAGAGGGUAUUUCAACUGUUCAGAAUGUGGAGGUGGCGGUACAAAGAUGUGUAUCUUUUGUGCAGGCACGGGUUACAUGAAAGCUUCUGACUUUCUAGUGGGUCGGACCUACGAGGACAUAUGUGGGUGGUGUAGAGGCUUUAAAACAGGAAGAUGUGAAGUAUGUUUGGGCACAGGGAAAAAAAUCUGUACCGAAUGUGAGGGUUACAAAGAAAUAAAAACAUAUACAGAGAUGACCAUUAUAUUUAAAAAUCAUAUUUCCAGACACGUAAUAGACUGCUCGGAUAUGCCACGGCACUUAUUGAAAAAAGUAAAUGGAAAUUUACAGAUCCACGAAGUUCAAGAUCAGGUAUAUCCAAUAUCAUCAUAUCCAGUCCACGAAGUCAAUACUAUUUCCACCAGACUCGUUAACGAGCAUAUAGAAGCCUUCCCCAAUGGAAACAUUCUAAAGCAGAGACAACGGUUGCAAGCUGUACCUGUGACAGAAGUCCACUAUUUAUGGGAGAACGAGCAAGCAUGCUUCUGGAUCUAUGGACUGGAACAAGAAGUCUAUGCCCCUGACUACCCCACUCAAGGGUGCUGGGGGUGCAUUAUCUUGUAAA
Messenger RNA from Saccostrea cuccullata (small rock oyster), 1063 nucleotides. Its product is annotated as protein SSUH2 homolog. NCBI's taxonomy places the organism in Eukaryota, Metazoa, Mollusca, Bivalvia, Ostreida, Ostreidae. The record is from RefSeq and is a predicted model, not a curated record. Bases 76 to 1062 code for a protein of 328 amino acids. The transcript is spliced from 9 exons.